CGUGAAGAAGCCUUAAAGAAACGACGUGAAGCUGAUGAAAAGGCAAAAGCUGAAGCUGAUGAAGCUAAGGCAAAAAUGGAUGAAUUGGCAAGGAAGAGAAAGGAAUCUGCUCAAAAGAAGAUAGAUGAUGAACAAAAGAGGAAGCAUGAUGAAGAAGAAAAACGGAAGAAAUCCUUGGAAGAUAAGAAAUUGGCAGAACAGAAGGCCAAUGAAGAAGCUGAAGCUGCAAGGAAGAAAGCUUUAGAAGAACAAAAGGAAGUUGAUACGGGUGUUAAAAAGUUUGUUUUGGAAGAUGAAAGACCGAAGGAUGUUAAGGAAGAUUUGCCAACACAAUUUGAAAAAUUAGAGAAGACAAAGUUGGAAGAAAUGCCAGCAAAACAAUCAAAAGAAGAGGAAGCAAAGACACCCGAAACUAAAAAAGAACCAAUGUCCUUAAUGAAGAAAAAGAUGGAGGAAGAAAAGGAAAAAGCCAAAAAACUGGCGGAAGAGAAGAAAUUAAAGGAAGAUGAAGAGAAGAAAAAGAAGGAAGAUGAAGCUAAGAAGAGGAGAGAUGAAUUACUGGCUAAGAAGAAGGAUGAGGAAGGAAAGAAAAAAGAAGUAAAAGAAGAGCCUCCAAAGAAACUCGAUGAUUCUAAGAAAGAUGAGGAUGAGAAGAGAAAGAAGGAACGUGAAGAAGCCUUAAAGAAACGACGCAAAAAUGGAUGA
This is a messenger RNA of Meloidogyne enterolobii, 705 nucleotides long. The record is from the annotation of a GenBank genome assembly. Lineage: Eukaryota; Metazoa; Nematoda; Chromadorea; Rhabditida; Meloidogynidae.